UAAUCCCAACGACUGACGUUUACCCUUAAUAUAUAAAUAUUUUUUUCCUACGUGUUUAAACUAAUUUUAUUAUUAAAUCUUAUAAUGUUACAGUUUGCAAAAUUUCAGUGAUAAAAAAAAUAAAGCAGAUGGAUAUAAAUAACUUACUUAUAUUUUUCCUGGUGUUUUCGCUAAAUGGGAGGAUAUCAGCAGAUUUGCAGGGACCACCAAGGCCAACUGAUGUUCCUGAACUUGUAGAACAAGUAACUCCCGAACCACAAGAAACUUCAAAAGAACCUGCUGGUACGGCAAGCCCAACAGAAAGUUCAAUAAGAAAAUCAGCGCCAUUUCUCGCAGAUAAAAUAGAUAAAAAUGCAUUAGACACUAGUAUGGAAGAAGUUUCAAAAGCUUUAAAGGCUGCAUUAUUCGAAAGAGUGUGGAACGAGAACCUUAUGAGACAAAAGUUGACUGAUCAAAUUAAAACCAUAGAAUCACGCAAAGAAAUAGUAGAUCCAAUAGAUCCAACACCUGAACAAAUUGAAGCUCAUACGCUAUAUGAACUAGCAAUGGGAAUGCUGGCUAAACCGCGUUCUAAUAAAGAUGAAGCGUACAAAAUAAUGAAGAAAGCAGCUGAUAUGAAACAUGCUCAGGCACGAGCAACUAUGGCGUGGGCUGCGGUACUUGGUCACUGGAAGGAUUUUAAUUUUGAAUAUGCUGCAUCAGAAUUUGACGAAUUGGUUCUUGAAGGAUUACCUGAUGCUAACAUGGGUCUUGCAUUUCUCUACUCUGUUGGUGUUGGAGGAAAAAAUGUUAGCCAACCAAAAGCGCUAAUACAUCUAACACUAGCAGCACUUGGCGGUCAUACUUUUGCUCAAAUGGCAUUAGGCUAUCGUUAUUCCUAUGGCAUUAACGUACCAAUGAGUUGUGAAAAGUCAUUAAACUAUUAUAAAAAGGUAGCGAAAAAAGUGGCAUCUAAGGUGACUUUUUCAAAUGGUCCUAUAGUCCACCGCGUGCGGUUACUGGACGAAUCUGAAAAUCCAGGUAGUCAUGAAAAUGAUAUUGUUGAUUAUUACCAACUACUUGCUGAAAAAGGUGAUGUGCAGUCCCAAGUCGGUUUAGGUCAACUAUAUUAUCAAGGUGGUAAAGCCAUACAACAAGAUCAUCAAAAAGCUUUGGAGUAUUUUACACAGGCGGCUAAAGCUGGUAACGCAAUCGGCUAUGCAUUUUUAGGUAAAUUGUAUUUAGAAGGUAAUGAGUACAUAAAGGCCGAUAAUGAAACUGCUUUGAAGUACUUUAAAGAAGCUGCAGAGCUGGGAGAUCCUGUUGGUCAAAGUGGACUAGGUUUAAUGUAUUUGAAGGGUUUAGGGGUAGAAAAGAAUCCCAUGAAAGCAUUAAAUUAUUUUACUCAAGCGGCAGAUCAGGGCUGGGUAGACGGUCAACUACAGUUAGGAAAUAUGUAUUUUACCGGUAAUGGAGUAAAAACUGAUUAUAAGCUAGCUCUAAAAUACUUUAAUUUGGCAUCACAAUCUGGACAUGUGUUAGCUUAUUUUAAUUUGGGUAUUAUGCAUGCUUAUGGCUUGGGCAUGCUACGAUCGUGUCCAGCUGCAGUUGAGUUCUUUAAAAAUGUUGCUGAACGUGGACGUUGGAGUUCAAUGUUGAUGGAUGCUUAUAACAAUUAUAAGAAUUAUAGAAUUAACGAAGCCUAUAUGCAGUAUGGAUUACUUUCAGAAAUUGGUUACGAGGUUGCACAAAGCAAUGCUGGCUAUUUGCUUGACCGCAGCGAUGUUACGAUUUUCCAUAAUCGUCACGAGGAAUUGAUUCGCGCAUUCUAUUAUUGGAAACGUGCUGCUGCUCAGGGAUAUUCCAAUGCACAAGUUAAACUAGGCGAUUACUAUUAUUAUGGCUUGGGUACUGAAGUGGAUUUUGAAACUGCUGCAGUUUUAUACAGAAAAGCUUCAGAACAAUUUUACAACGCUCAAGCCAUGUUUAAUCUUGGCUACAUGCAUGAACAAGGAUUGGGUAUGAAAAAAGACUGGCAUUUAGCUAAACGGCUUUAUGAUUUGGCAGCUGAAACAAAUGCAGAUGCAAAAGUUCCAGUAGCUAUUGCACUAUUAAAACUGCAAGUUCUAGCUAAAAUUGAGGCAAUAAAAGAGAGUCCUUAUAGAUUUAUAUUUUACUUGGAUGAAAACAUAGCAGCGAAUUGGGAUCUAUAUAUGAUUACAAUUUUAACUCUGUUGUUGGGUUUUAUAAUGUACACUAGACGUCCAUAUCAACAGCAGCAACCGCAACAACAACAACAGCAACAAGAACAACAACAACAGCAACCGCAGCAGCAGCACAAUGAACAAUUACAACAACAAUCAACUCAAGUAAAUACUGCUGUAGACUCUGGUGCACAGUCACCACACGUACGCCCUAAUAUCACAACUGAAUCUGAUAAAAGCAGCUUAGAUAACAAAUCAGAAGAGGAACCUUGUUCUUCUAAAUCUGUAUCAAAUGAUAACUCAGUGAAAAAAAAAUUAAAAGCAACAGGGAAAACAACGUCAAUAUCGACAGCAGCAAACAUAUCAACUGCUGACCCAACUGAAUAAUCUUAGAAGAUUGAUAACUUAUUAUUAAUAUAAAUUAGUCAGUGUGUGUGUAUAUAUUUUUGAAAGUGAAAAUCAAAAUUCAGUAUCAUUAGUUGAACGCCAGUCGGAUAAUUUAAAUUUUGAUUUUCUAUCAUACAUAAAAAUGUUUACAAAACUUUUGUAUUUGCUUUUAUAAAUGUAAAAAAACGAAAAUAUGUCAAAAAUUUCAUUUUUAUAUACAUUGUGAUAAUUUACUCAAUCAGAUAGAUUCAUCUGUGACUAGCAGUUCAUUUUAUUAGUAAUAAUAAAACGUAGUUUCCAUUGUUUCUUUUUAUUUUUGCUUACAUUUAUUAAGAGUUGAAACAUUUUAAAUUUUUUAUGGAUAUGAUUAAAUUAUUUGAUUUAAAACAAUAAAAACUAAAUUAUAUAUAAAAUAAUUGCAAUUUAUAGUAUUGUAAUAUAUUAAGUUAGCAACUACCAUAUAAUAUUUAUAUAUUUUUAAGGUCAUAUUUAAUUAGCGAGCUGAUGCAAAA
Messenger RNA from Teleopsis dalmanni, 3082 nucleotides. RefSeq names its product protein sel-1 homolog 1 (gene Hrd3). Gene Ontology annotation, molecular function: protein binding. Lineage: Eukaryota; Metazoa; Arthropoda; Insecta; Diptera; Diopsidae. The coding region runs from base 129 to 2570 and encodes 813 amino acids. Gene Ontology annotation, cellular component: endoplasmic reticulum membrane. The transcript is spliced from 9 exons. The record is from RefSeq and is a predicted model, not a curated record. Gene Ontology annotation, biological process: ERAD pathway.